Closterium sp. NIES-67 is the source of this 1259-nucleotide messenger RNA. NCBI's taxonomy places the organism in Eukaryota, Viridiplantae, Streptophyta, Zygnematophyceae, Desmidiales, Closteriaceae. The record is from the annotation of a GenBank genome assembly.
CCAACCACUUUUUUCUUUCCACUCGACAGUUCACUUACUCACUGACAGUAACCUCAGCCUCCCUUCUGAGUUUAUUGAGUUGAGGCCCACUCUUUUCAGCAGCACCCAUCAUCGCCAAACUCGCGUCUCCUUCGUCGCCUUGCCUUCAGUUCCGUCAGUUCCGUCAGUUCCGUCACUCCCAGUUAUCACCGCUACUAUGAACUUCGCCGGCUUGUCAAGUAACGGUUACAGCAGGCUCAACCAAUACAUGAGCGUCGAAUCUUCCGCCACUGGCGGAAACGGUCUCAACGCGUGCCGCGUUGCUGUGCGCCCGCGCAUCGACAUCGCAGCGGACGCUCAGUCGCUCGCAGCGUGCAUCCCGCUAAUCCACGCCCUCUCUCAGAUCAAGCAGCAGCAGCAGCAGCAGCAGCGGUCCGCGUCGCGUGAAAAUAACGCGUACAGCCCUCGUUUUUCCAGCGUCAGCCACCAGGCGUACGGCAACAGCUCGCACAGCAACGCAGCCGCGCCGGCCGGAGAAAUGCCGAGCUCGUUUCCAUCGACGCCGCAGAAGCGCGCUAAUAGCGAUACCGAGAUUGCUUCUGGCGCCAACGUUCUCCUCGCGCUCCGCAUCGCCGCCGCCGCGUCGUGCGCCGCGGAAGAAAGCACCGACAACAACGCCGCUUCUUCCGCCGCCGCCGACGAUGCGCAACCCUCCAGCUUCCGCCUCUCGCUCCAAUCCCGGAACCACGCCGCGCCCGCGUCGCCCACUCGCGCGUCCAUGGCGGGUCUAGACUUAAACGCCUCCCCCGCCGAGGAACACGACGAAGUGGAGCAGAAAAGCGGCGGAAGCGGGAGCGCCGCCACGUGCGCCGGGUCCGCGGAGGCGGAAAAGCCGCACAAGCGGAAGCGCGGCGGCGGGCAGCAGCCGAUCAAAACGUGCCCCAAGUGCGGAAAGCAGUUCGCGACGGGGCAGGCGCUCGGCGGACACAUGCGGAAGCACUGGGACGGGCCUCUGAACGUUCAAACGAAGCAGCUCUUAGCGCAGAAGGGCAGGAGUGUGAGCGAGGUGUCGGAGCUCGUCAUUGCGGCCCGCGCGGCGAAGCAGAGGAAGGUCAACGGCGAGACAAGUGGCUGCAAGAAUGUGCGGAGCGAGCUCGAUCUCUCGCUCAGCCUAUAGGCGCUAGUAGCAGUUCGUUGUAAUCGUUUUAUUCCCCUUGUUUAUAAGGCCGAGGCCUACAUAUUUACAAGCUUUUUCGCCUUGAUGUGAGUGAGACUCUACC